Molecule: messenger RNA, 1332 nt
Organism: Eruca vesicaria subsp. sativa (arugula)
Lineage: Eukaryota; Viridiplantae; Streptophyta; Magnoliopsida; Brassicales; Brassicaceae
Source: the annotation of a GenBank genome assembly
AUGGUGGAGGAAGGCAGAAAUGGAGAAGGUGCAACAGACGAUAGCCACCGCAAAAGCGACGGUGUAGACUUAAUCAGUUUACUACCUGAUGAGAUCCUCCAAACUAUCCUCUCCUCUCUUGAGACCUUUAUAGCCGUCAGAACUUCUAUCUUGUCCAAAAGAUGGAGGCAUGUAUGGUCUGAACGCUACACGGUUCGCAAGAUGAUGAGUUUCGAGCUGGGGGCCAACUUGAAAGACAAGAGGCAUUACGUAGACAGAUGGAUCGAGUUCGCUAUGUCCCGAAACGUGGAGAAUAUGACUCUGAUUGUUUCUAAUCAUGGUGACAAGAAGUAUCACAUUCCUGAUUUCUUCUACAUCAAUAACUCUAUCAGGCAAAUCAGUGUUAACGGUUCGUGUAGUGGUUUGACAAUCCCCAGUUACGUGUCUUGGACAUCUCUGAAGAUGCUGUCCUUGACUUAUUUCAAGCUCUAUGACGAAUGUAUUGAUAAGAUUGUAUCUGGAUGUCCGGUUCUCGAAAGCUUAUCCCUGUCUUUUUGCCAUGAACUGAUGGUUCUUGAUCUCAGCAAAUCGUUGAGUCUGAGAACGUUAGAAAUCCUUAACAUAGAGUUUCUGUGUCCAAAGCAGAUUGUUGCACCGCAUCUUCGUUGUCUCAAAUUGAGACACCCUCUGCUACCAUGUACUUUAGUUGAUGUCUCGUCUUUAAAUGAAGCUAGACUAAACAUUUUCUUUUCUGGACAUCAUCUGGAAGCUGAUUUUCUUCAAGAUACGGUGCUAAAGAUGCUAGAGAAGUUGCAGAAUGUAGAAAAACUUACUUUGGGGGAAAACUUUCUUAAUAUUUUAUCUCUUGCCGAGCUCCGUUGUGUUCCGUUUCCAAGCUUCAAGGUCAAAAAUUUGACACUUGUGACAAUGAUCUCUCAAUAUGUAAUCCCUGGUAUAGUCAGGGUGCUACAAAACUCACCUGAACUGGAGAAGCUAACAACAAUACACACAGUGGAUUUAUACGACUGCAUACCGGAGAAGCAUAUUGACACCUACUUGAAUUUGAAAAGCUUAAAUUCGGAUCAGUGUUGGAGCAUGGAAGCGAGGGUCUUUGAGAACAUUAGUUAUGGGGAUAUAGAGUCGAAGCACGUGGUUUCGUUCAUGGAACUUAUGUUUAAAAACACAAAGACAUUAGAGAAGAUGGUCGUUUGGUUGGAAAGAUAUGAUCAAGGUCGAAAUUUUGAAGAGUUGCUUGAGAUGGUUCCAGUGCUCUCUGACGAGAAUAAUAUCACCAUAGUGUUCAGCUCAUCCAAGUCGAAAAACAGAGAUAGUAUUGGAUCUAUCUGUGACUAA